UAUAGAUUUCCCUCUGCAUCACUGGUUUCCAUCAAGAUCUGCACAGAGGGGGCAGAACCUCAGAGGUUAGCACAGCCCACCACGCACACAUUCUCAGACUUUCUGCAUCAGUAAAACUAAAUAAUUGAUUGCCCACAGGUCUUGAUGAGGAGAAAGCAGCCUAGCUCAUCACUCUUUCAUUCUGCCAGCAGCCAUACAGAAUCAGAACCUAGGAACCUGCAAAGCACCCACACCCACCGGGGAGACACAGAAGAACCCUACCACCCCUCCUCACUCCCUUCCUCCUCGCUCUCACACUGUCUCCUGGAGCUCUGCUCUCAGUUUUAACAGGACGGCGCUGCACGUAGCCAGGCUCUGCGUCGCCUCUCAACAAGCCUGCUGCCUCUGAGGAGGAACUUCACCAAGCUCACACGCUCAGUCUCCUUUUCGUUCCUUUUCCACCGGGAUGCUGGAGCUCGGACCGAGAUGGAUGAGGCUGAUCUUUAUGUCGGUUGUGUGUCUGUGUCUCUGCCUGCCGGGGGAGUCGCACACCAAGAAAGCCCCGAAGGUACCUCGCUGCCCUGCGACCUGCUCCUGCACCAAAGACAGCGCUUUCUGCGUGGACACCAAGGCCAUCCCCAAGAGCUUCCCCCCAGGAAUCAUCUCUCUGACCAUGGUGAACACAGCAUUCACCACCAUCCCAGAGGGAGCUUUCUCACACCUCCACCUGCUGCAGUUCCUGCUCUUGAACUCCAACACAUUCACGAUGAUUGCCGACGAUGCUUUUGCUGGUCUGUCUCACCUGCAGUACCUAUUCAUCGAGAACAAUGACAUCCAGGAGCUGUCCAAGUAUACCUUUAGAGGACUCAAAUCGCUCACUCAUCUAUCCCUUUCAAACAACAACCUGCAGCAGCUGCCCAGAGAUCUUUUCAAACAUCUAGACAUCCUCACAGAUUUAGACCUGCGUGGGAACUCAUUCCGCUGCGACUGUAAGAUCAAGUGGCUGGUGGACUGGAUGGAGAAGACCAACACUUCAGUUCCAGCCAUCUACUGUGCCAGCCCCUUUGAAUUUCAGGGUCGCAGAAUCCGUGAUCUCACACCACGGGACUUCAACUGCAUCACAGCAGACUUUGCUGUGUACGAAACCUUCCCUUUCCACUCUGUGUCGGCGGAGUCCUAUGAGUUCAAUGGAGAUCAGUUUGUGGCCUUUGCUCAACCUGAUUCUGGAUUCUGUACGCUGUAUAUAUGGGAUCAUGUGGAGAUGAUCUUCAAAAGAUUUCAUAACAUCACUUCUCGCUCAGCUGUGUACUGCAAACCUGUGGUGAUAAACAACACUCUUUACAUGGUGGUGGCUCAACUUUUUGGCGGAUCUCACAUAUACAAGUGGGAGGAGGGCCCACAGCGCUUUAUAAAGAUCCAAGACAUUGACACCAAUCGGGUAAGGAAACCCAAUUUUGUGGACACCUUCCUGCUGGACGAAGAGUGGUACUUUAUUGUGGCAGACAGCUCCAAGGCGGGCUCCACCAGCAUCUAUCGCUGGAACAGCAAUGGGUUCUACUCCCAUCAGUCGCUCCACCCCUGGCACCGGGACACUCACGUGGAGUUCAUAGAUGUUGGUGGGAAGCCUCACCUCAUCCUGUCCAGCGCCUCACAGCCGCCGGUGGUUUACCAGUGGAACCGAAGCCAGAAGCAGUUUGUUUUCCAUUCCAUAAUCACAGAGCUCGCAGACGUUCAGAUGGUGAAGCACUUCUGGGUGAGGAAGGUCCUCUACCUCUGCCUCACACGUUUCAUUGGCGACUCCAAGAUCCUGCGCUGGGAGGGGCAGCGGUUUGUGGAGAUCCAGACUCUACCCUCUCGGGGUUCCAUGGCGGUGUACCCCUUCACGGUGGGCCCUCGCCAGUACCUCAUCCUGGGAAGUGAUUUCUCCUUCUCCAGAGUCUACCUGUGGGACGACCUCACUCAGCGCUUCCAGCCCUUCCAGGAGCUCAACAUGAGGGCCCCGAGGGCGUUCAGCCUGGUAUCCGUCGACAACAAGGACAUGCUGCUGGCCGCCAGCUUCAAAGGCAACACCCUGGCUUAUCAGCACCUGGUGGUGGAUCUCAGUGCCAAAUGAACAACAGGUGGCGUUCACCUUCUUAUUUAAAAUGUGCCAAUGAGACUGCAAAAAACGCUGAAGCCAUGUAACUGAAAGUCUGCUGUUUUCCUCCGAGGUCUUUAGUAAACCAACUAAUUAAAUGAUUGUUUAUGAACUUUUGCACUAUUACUUAAAAGCUAAUGGAAAUAAUAUGUUAGUUAACAGAGUUGUGGAACUGUUGAAUCACCGUUCUGUUCAAAGGAAUUAUGGCAAGAGAAUUGUUGAUAUUUAUUUUAUUUGUGUUGUAUUAACUAAUAUCUAAAUGACAUGCAUGUAAAUUCUAAGAAUUAUUUGGAUGAUCCAACCGGAUAUUGAAUAACUGAGAGGAAAACUAUACAUGUUUUGUACUCUGUGUGGUGAACUGAAAUCCAUUUUGCACGACACUGUAUAAAAACAAGCUUACCCACAAACA
Molecule: messenger RNA, 2525 nt
Organism: Fundulus heteroclitus (mummichog)
Lineage: Eukaryota; Metazoa; Chordata; Actinopteri; Cyprinodontiformes; Fundulidae
Gene: lgi3
Product: leucine-rich repeat LGI family, member 3
Exons: 9
Coding region: 446-2092 (548 amino acids)
Biological process (GO): regulation of exocytosis
Cellular component (GO): synaptic vesicle
Molecular function (GO): protein binding
Source: RefSeq, a predicted model, not a curated record